Coniophora puteana RWD-64-598 SS2 is the source of this 510-nucleotide messenger RNA. RefSeq lists its product as uncharacterized. The coding region runs from base 282 to 455 and encodes 57 amino acids. The record is from RefSeq and is a predicted model, not a curated record. Lineage: Eukaryota; Fungi; Basidiomycota; Agaricomycetes; Boletales; Coniophoraceae. The transcript is spliced from 4 exons.
GACCUCAAUUGGCUGCGUCGUCUUCACGAUGUCUGGCGCUGCGGGGCUGCAGGAUGUGGUGGAGUAUACCGCGGGCAGGGACGAUUAACCUCGUUCCAUCCCGAGUGUGGAGUUAGACGCGGAGUCGAUUUCAGGCGAUUAGCUUCUGAGAAACAUCACAUUCUGCUCCUCGAAUCGAGAGUCGGGUUCUUCUGGUUUGACCGCGCCGGAGUAAAUUGUAAUUUGCCGCUGCUGACGCGCUGACGUCUCGACUUCAUCCGGAGUCGAUCCGCUCGUUAACGAUGAACUUCGCCGAUUCUUCGUCUGGUAUCGACAUCCAUGCCUAUACCAGAGAGAACGCAGAGGAAGGAAGGCCCGUUCGAAAAUGCUAUACUACAGCGUCUUGUGGACUGCUUGGCGUCACUGCUUCACUUCGGAAGACGAUGAUACGGAACGUUCGGACGAGGGAUCAUUGAUCAUCUAACAUAUCUCCUACGGCUAUGCUCCAUUGGUACUGUCAGUGGAUUACCC